Molecule: messenger RNA, 9402 nt
Organism: Esox lucius (northern pike)
Lineage: Eukaryota; Metazoa; Chordata; Actinopteri; Esociformes; Esocidae
Product: dihydropyridine-sensitive L-type skeletal muscle calcium channel subunit alpha-1
Exons: 44
Coding region: 282-5759 (1825 amino acids)
Biological process (GO): calcium ion import across plasma membrane
Cellular component (GO): membrane; voltage-gated calcium channel complex
Molecular function (GO): high voltage-gated calcium channel activity
Source: RefSeq, a predicted model, not a curated record
CAGUUCACAGGCUUUUCCACUGAGUUUCCCCCCUCCUGGUCUCGUAUGGGUUUAUCUUCCAACCGGAUCACUCAUCCCUGUUCCUGUUGCUCUCGGUGACAGCGAGUGAGAGAGAGAGAGGCAGGAAGACGGAAAGACUCUGAGCAAGGCGGAGGCAGUGGUGCACAGAGGAUUCAGGAACUGUGAAAGGGAGUAGCAGCUGGGAUAUUCUGUGGUGAGAAGAGGACGUUUCUUUCCAGAAUAGAGUCUUUCUCGCGGGCGGGACAGCGCAGAAGGACAGUAUGGCAGCCAAAGGUGAGCCUGCAAUGGCCGCACUGACAUCGUUCAUCAUGAACGAAGAGGAGCUGAAGAGGAAGCAAAGGGAGAAGUUAAAGAAGUUGCAGGCGACGGGGGGUAACCCUCGUCCACCCCGAUCCCUCUUCUUCUUCACUCUCAAAAACCCCUUCAGAAAAGCCUGCAUCAACAUCGUGGAGUGGAAGCCUUUUGAGAUUAUCAUCCUCCUGACCAUCUUUGCCAACUGCGUGGCCCUGGCCGUGUUCCUGCCCAUGCCUGAAGAUGACAACAACGCCACCAACACCAGCUUGGAGAGUCUGGAGUAUAUCUUCCUGGUAAUCUUCACGUUAGAGUGCUUUCUGAAGAUAAUAGCUUAUGGCUUUAUAUUCCACGAGGGAGCCUAUCUACGGAAUGCUUGGAACAUACUAGACUUUGUCAUCGUCUUCAUGGGCCUCUUCACCAUCGCCCUGGACACCAUCAACCAUCUAGCAGGCAUUCAGAUGGAGAAGGGUGGAGGGUUUGAUAUGAAGGCCUUGAGAGCAUUCAGGGUGCUCAGACCUCUACGCCUUGUCACUGGAGUCCCCAGCCUGCAGGUGGUAAUGAAUUCUAUUCUGAAGGCCAUGUUGCCUCUGUUACACAUCGGCCUGCUUGUCUUCUUCAUGGUCACCAUCUACGCCAUCGUGGGUCUGGAGCUAUUCAAGUGUAAAAUGCACAAGACCUGCUACUGGGCUGGUACAGACAUCCUGGCCACGAUGGAGAACGAGAAGCCCGCCCCCUGCGCCCAGGCCGGCAACGGGCGCCGCUGCCUCCUCAACGGGACAGAGUGUCGCGCUGGCUGGGUCGGGCCAAACUUCGGCAUCACCCACUUUGACAACUUUGGCUUUGCCAUGCUCACCGUGUUCCAGUCUAUAACCAUGGAGGGAUGGACAGACGUCCUCUACUGGGUGAAUGAUGCCAUUGGGAACGAGUGGCCCUGGCUCUACUUUGUGACCCUGAUCCUAAUCGGAUCCUUCUUCGUGCUCAACCUGGUCCUGGGUGUUCUCAGCGGAGAAUUCACCAAGGAGAGAGAGAAGGCCAAGUCCCGAGGAGAGUUCCAGAAGUUGAGAGAGACCCAGCAGUUGGACGAGGACCUGAAGGGUUAUAUGGAGUGGAUCACUCAGGCCGAGGUCCUGGAAAACGACCCGGAGGGAAAAGGAAUCCUGCCUUUGACAGAAUCAGAUACGGACAGUCUGAUCGGUGUCGAGGGAAAGAGUCACUUGGUCUACUACUACCACCUGGCUCGUCGCUGGAACCGUUAUUUUAGGAUGAAAUGCCUUGUCUUGGUGAAAUCCAAGGAGUUCUACUGGUCUGUGAUUCUGUUGGUCUUCCUGAACACUAUUGCCAUCGCCACUGAACAUCAUCACCAGUCACACACUCUUACUGCUCUACAAGAUAACGCCAACAAGUUCCUGCUGACGAUGUUUGCCCUGGAGAUGUUUGUGAAGAUGUACGCCCUGGGCCUGCCGCAGUACUUCCUGUCUCUGUUCAACCGCUACGACUGCUUUGUGGUGACUGUGGGCGUCCUGGAGAUCAUCCUGGUCACGGCGGACAUCAUAUCCCCCCUCGGGAUUUCCGUCCUCCGCUGCAUACGCCUGCUCCGACUGUUCAAGGUCACCAGGUAUUGGACAUCCCUCAGUAACCUGGUCGCAUCCUUACUCAACUCAGUCCGCUCCAUCGCCUCCCUGCUCCUCCUCCUCUUCCUCUUCAUCGUCAUCUUCUCCCUGUUGGGAAUGCAGGUGUUUGGGGGGAAGUUCAACUUCCCAGACCAGGAGAUCAGACGGAGCAACUUUGACAACUUCCCCCAGGCUCUGAUCAGUGUCUUCCAGGUGCUGACAGGAGAGGACUGGAACACCAUCAUGUAUAAUGGUAUAAUGGCGUACGGUGGGCCGUCCUUCCCUGGAAUCCUUGUCUGUAUCUACUUCAUCAUCCUCUUCACCUGUGGAAACUACAUCCUCCUCAAUGUAUUCCUGGCCAUCGCUGUGGACAACCUGGCAGAGGCAGAGAGCCUGACGGCAGCGCAGAAAGACAAAGCAGAGGAGAAGAAGAGGAGGAAACUGCUACGGGCCAGUUUACCAGAUAAGGCCGAGGAAGAGAAGGCUGCUUUGGCCAAGAAGCUGGCUGAGCAGAGGGCCAAGAUAGAGGGGAUUCCCACCACUGCCAAGCUGAAAGUAGAUGAGUUUGAGUCCAACGUGAAAGAAGUAAAAGAUCCUUUCCCACCUGCGGACUUCCCAGGUGAUGACGAGGAGGAGGAGCCGGACAUCCCUCAGAGCCCUAGACCUCGACCAAUGGCUGACCUCCAGCUGAAAGAGGAAGUGGUUCCUAUGCCUCAGACCUACUCUUUCUUUAUCUUCGGACCUGAGAACAAGUUUCGUAAGGUGUGUCAUAAGAUCAUCAACGCCACCCCCUUCACCAACUUCAUCCUGGCGUUCAUCCUCCUCAGUAGCAUCUCUCUGGCCGCCGAGGACCCCAUUGACCCAAGGUCCUUCAGGAAUAAGGUAUUGGCUUACGCUGAUAUCGUCUUCACAACUGUGUUCACCAUUGAGAUUGUGUUGAAGAUGACGGUAUACGGCGCCUUCCUGCAUCCGGGCUCUUUCUGCCGGAACUCCUUCAACAUGCUGGACCUGCUGGUGGUGGGCGUGUCCCUGCUGUCCAUGGGGAUGGAGUCCAGUGCCAUUUCUGUGGUGAAGAUUCUCAGGGUGUUGAGAGUUCUAAGGCCACUAAGGGCAAUUAACAGAGCCAAAGGGCUAAAGCACGUGGUCCAGUGCGUGUUUGUAGCCAUCAAAACCAUCGGAAACAUCGUCCUGGUCACCAUGUUGCUCGACUUUAUAUUCGCCUGCAUUGGGGUUCAGCUCUUCAAGGGGAAAUUCUACUCGUGCUCAGACCCCUCCAAAGUGACAGAGGAUGAGUGCAAGGGUAUGUUCCUGAAGCACCAGCAGAACAGUCUUCAGGAGCUGGUGACGGCACCCAGGGAAUGGGUCAACGGUGACUUUAACUUCGACAACGUCCUGAACGGCAUGAUGGCUCUGUUCACCGUGUCCACGUUCGAGGGGUGGCCACAGCUCCUGUAUAGAGCGAUAGACUCCGACAGGGAGGACAUGGGCCCGGUCUACAACAACCGUGUGGAUAUCGCCAUCUUCUUCAUCAUCUACCUCAUCCUCAUCGCCUUCUUCAUGAUGAACAUCUUCGUCGGCUUCGUCAUCGUCACCUUCCAGGAGCAGGGAGAGUCUGAGUACAAGAACUGUGAGCUGGACAAGAACCAGCGUCAGUGCGUGCAGUACGCUCUGAAGGCCAAGCCUCUGAUGUGCUACAUUCCCAAGAACACCUACCAGUACAACGUGUGGUACAUUGUGACCUCCUGCUACUUCGAGUAUGCCAUGUUCUUCCUCAUCAUGCUCAACACGCUGUGUCUCGGCAUGCAGCACUGUAACCAGUCGGAUCAUGUGACCAAGCUGUCGGACACCCUGAACAUGAUCUUCACCGUCCUCUUCACUUUGGAGAUGAUCCUGAAACUCAUGGCUUUUAAAGCUAAGGGUUACUUCGGAGACCCGUGGAACGUGUUUGACUUCCUCAUCGUCAUCGGCAGCAUCGUUGACGUCAUCCUGAGCGAGGUUGAUACGGCCCUGGCCUCCAGCGGUGGGUUGUACUGUCUCCAUGGAUGUGUUGCGAUAAACCCUAUGCAGGCUAUCGCGGAUUCGGAGAAUGCCAGAGUCUCCAUCACCUUCUUCCGUCUGUUCCGCGUGAUGCGUCUUGUGAAACUGCUGAACAGGUCGGAGGGCAUCCGGAACCUGCUCUGGACCUUCAUCAAGUCCUUCCAGGCUCUGCCGUAUGUAGCGCUCCUGAUCGUCAUGCUCUUCUUCAUCUACGCUGUCAUUGGGAUGCAGGUGUUUGGGAAGAUAGCCUUAGUGGACGGCACGCAGAUCAACCGCAACAACAACUUCCAGACAUUCCCCCAAGCAGUCCUGUUGCUCUUCCGGUGUGCUACAGGAGAGGCGUGGCAGGAAGUGAUGGUGGCCUGUAUGUACGGGAAGAAGUGUGAUCCCAAGUCUGACUUCCUACCCGGGGAGGAGAAUACCUGUGGAUCCGGCUUUGCUGUCUUCUACUUCAUCAGCUUCUACAUGAUCUGUGCCUUCCUGAUCAUCAACUUAUUCGUGGCUGUGAUAAUGGACAACUUCGACUACCUGACGCGUGAUUGGUCCAUCUUGGGUCCCCAUCACUUAGAUGAGUUUAAAAAGAUUUGGGCCGAAUACGACCCAGGGGCCACAGGGCGUAUUAAACAUCUGGAUGUGGUAACUCUACUACGAAGGAUCCAGCCUCCCCUGGGCUUUGGCAAGUUCUGUCCACACCGUUCAGCCUGCAAGCGUUUAAUAUCCAUGAACAUGCCUCUGAACAGCGACGGUACCGUCACCUUCAAUGCCACCCUGUUUGCCUUGGUCAGAACGGCCCUCAGCAUCAAAACUGAAGGUAACUUUGAGCAGUCCAAUGAAGAGUUGAGGGCCAUUAUAAAAAAGAUCUGGAAACGCACCAGUAUGAAACUGCUGGACCAGGUCAUUCCACCAAUCGGAGAGGACGAGGUGACAGUGGGAAAGUUCUAUGCAACCUUCCUGAUCCAGGAUCAUUUCCGCAAGUUUAUGAAACGUCAAGAAGAAUACUACGGCUACCGGCCGUCGAAGAAGAACGCUGCUGGCAGGUCUCCGGAGAUUCAGGCAGGUUUGAGGAGUAUAGAGGAGGAGGCAGCUCCACAGCUCCAUAGGGCCAUCUCAGGAGACCUGAUGAAUGAGGAGGAGAUGCAAAGAGCAAUGGAAGAUGCUCUGGAAGAGGGCAUCUUCAGGCGUCAUGGCGGUCUGUUUGGGGACACCACAAACCUGUUCUCCACAGAGACCAGCAGUCCCGCUCCCUCCCAAGUGACAAGGCAGCGCCCGCUCAAGUUCUCAGAGAGCAGCCAGGAGGCGGAGUCACCUGUCAGUCCCUCAGACUCAGUCUUUCUCCCAAAUACAGAGUUCUUCCCUGAGACCCCCACUAAAGACAACAUCAACAACAACGCGUUUUUCUUCGAGACAGAUGACAGUCCAAAAGUGAGCAGGUACCAUUCCAGAGACGAAAACUCUGCAGACAAUAGACACGUCAGUCAGAAUACAAUCAGAACUGACAUCACUCAGGUCCCGGUGGUCAGCGGUCUCGGUUCGUCUGCAGCUGCGACUUGUAAUGAGAGGGCAGAGGCGAUGCAUAUGCCCAUAUCCCAUUUUGAAGACGUGGCCCUGGGCCUACUGAAUGAGCACAGCGGCCACAGCAACUCUGACAAGGAAAAGAAGCUCCCGAUCCCUGCUACAUGCCCCGCCCGCUCCGCAGGGCCCAAACCGAAACCCCAGGAGCGUAGGAAGAGACGGCCCGUUCCCUUGCCUCCCUCUGAACGCCGCCGGGAGGAGGCGGAGCCAGACACCAAAGUGUAGAGGGCCUGUCUUCAGUGCCAAGGCUGUGUGGUAGUUGGUAACAUCACACGCUCGCAAUGUCAACAAAGCCUGAUAAGUUGACAUGGAGUUUUAUAUCAAUUGGCUAAAUGUAGUUUCCUGUGGAGACCAGAGGAAGUAGAGAAGCACUACUACAGGAAGAUGGCCUAGUGUCUGGCCUCUAGCUGGUUGGCUGUUCAGUUUUUACCGUGGUUGAUUGUUGUCAAAUCUGACUGAAUUUGUAAAUCGGAUUCAGGAGUCUCAUGGAAAUCUAACCAAAAUGGGAAAAGCAAUAUACUGCUACAGUAUCUUCUCAGUUCAGACAUAUUUAAGCAUUUCAACAACAAAAAUGUAUCAGAAUAUUUACAGACCUCUUUAUUAGCCAUACUGUUUGUGGACAUAAUAAUCCAUUCCAGAACAGCAAUAUUUAGUGUUUCUGACUACAGCUCUGACAGAUUACAGUGUUUCUGACUACAGCUCUGACAGAGUCCAGUGUUUCUGACUACAGCUCUGACAGAGUCCAAUGUUUCUGACUACAGCUCUGACAGAGUCCAAUGUUUCUGACUACAGCUCUGACAGAGUCCAAUGUUUCUGACUACAGCUCUGACAGAGUCCAAUGUUUCUGACUACAGCUCUGACAGAGUCCAGUGUUUCUGACUACAGCUCUGACAGAGUCCAAUGUUUCUGACUACAGCUCUGACAGAGUCCAGUGUUUCUGACUACAGCUCUGACAGAGUCCAAUGUUUCUGACUACAGCUCUGACAGAGUCCAGUGUUUCUGACUACAGCUCUGACAGAGUCCAAUGUUUCUGACUACAGCUCUGACAGAGUCCAAUGUUUCUGACUACAGCUCUGACAGAGUCCAAUGUUUCUGACUACAGCUCUGACAGAGUCCAAUGUUUCUGACUACAGCUCUGACAGAGUCCAAUGUUUCUGACUACAGCUCUGACAGAGUCCAAUGUUUCUGACUACAGCUCUGACAGAGUCCAGUGUUUCUGACUACAGCUCUGACAGAGUCCAGUGUUUCUGACUACAGCUCUGACAGAGUCCAGUGUUUCUGACUACAGCUCUGACAGAGUCCAAUGUUUCUGACUACAGCUCUGACAGAGUCCAAUGUUUCUGACUACAGCUCUGACAGAGUCCAAUGUUUCUGACUACAGCUCUGACAGAGUCCAGUGUUUCUGACUACAGCUCUGACUGAGUCCAGUGUUUCUGACUACAGCUCUGACUGUGACAACUUUGUGUCCCUGUACACAUUCAGAAUGUACACCGUAUGUGACAGUGGUUGUGAUACAAAAUAUAUUUAUUUUGAUAAGUGUGUGCAGCAGAAGCACAACACAUUUGACAAAACUGGUUGUGAUACAUCAGGAAGUUCUAAUAAGGCCACUCAUUGUUUUCAUUUACAAUAGAUUUAUUUUAAAGCAACAUCCUCCAAUUUUGUGUUAAAAUGCAAUGCUUUACAUGUUUAUAUUUAAAUCUAUUUUAAAUAUUUCAUUCAAUCUAGAAUUGUGCUACAGUUCUUAUCCAGUUUUCACUGAGGGUUUGUGCACUUUAAGUUUCUAUUUUUGUAUUUUAUUUGUUUUACAUGUAUGAUGGUUGAAAUGCUGUACGAAAUCUGGUUUAUACUAGUAUUUAUUGAAGUAAUGACCAUCAUAAUGCCUUAUAAAAAAAAAAGGUUUUAGAGGUAAAUUAUGAUUAAGAUGAUUUCUGUGGAGCUGAACUGAGUAAAUUGUUUUAUGAAUGCAGGUGGAUAUAGUCAUUAGUUACAUGAACACAACAUACCUGGAGUAUGGUAGCUUUAACCUGCAAGUCAUAGACAUUGGAGAAAUGGUACAUACCUGGGGCCUCAUGCAUCAAUCGUGCCUACGCACAAACGUGCGUAAACCAUGAGUACGCCGGUUUUGACGCAAAUGUAGGUGCGUAUGCACAGCAUAGCGGUUGAAUUGGACAAAUACCAUGCUAUUUCGGAAAGCUGGUAGAGGAAUGUCAACUGAAACACAUGGCAAAAAUCUUAUCAAUAGAAAUAUGAAUAGCCUACAUGAAUGCGCAAACUGUUUCCUGCAACAUCGUAGGCUUAUAGGCUACGGAUGUAGCAAGCGUCAAAACCCUACAGCCUGUAGAUGAUCCAAAAACAGUUAAAACUAAUAGGUUGUAAAACGUAGCCCUUUCAGUGGACAUAUUCAUCCAGUUUGAAAACAAUACGAACAAUAGCCCACCGUGCAUGUGCGUAAAGCAACACAUUCGAUAUAACAUAUUUUACCAUACACCCGAUUUAUUUACAGGUGCUCACUUUUACAACCUAGAGGUUCUUUGGUCUCGGCUGUAACGUCACGACCCGGUACAGUCCUCACUCGAAACCAUACGGAACGCGGCCAAACUGCAGAGCCCCGCAACCCCACUCUGGUAUGCUACUGCCGAUCCUUGUUCUGUUGCGAAAAUCACGGCUAAGUCCUAGGCCCACAUGAUUUGAACUGGGCUUGAGCAAUUCGCUUUGAUUUUAUGUCUUUAUUGAUGUUUCUUGAAUGUUACGUUUAAAUGUUAUGAUUAGCCUCAUGUCAAAUGAUCACUUACCGCAACCCUCCCACAGCGACAAGUCGUUGUACCCAUCUAGGACUUUUCCACUCAGAUCUCCCCAAUGAUGCCAACGAUUUGCUAGUCAAUGGGAGAAAUAUCUGUCACAAUUUGCCCACCUCUGUAGUUUGGACUCCGGUUAGGAAUGCAGCAAAUCGCUUUCACGCGUCCACCUUGAUUGAUCUCUGACCACUUAAUCUUAUUUACAUAUUUAUGACUGCUUGUCGGGCUACUUGAUACGUUUGGAAAAACGAAAAGUUCCAAUUAUGUGAAAUGUAUUUUCUUGUAAUAUUUUUCUGACCGGUCUCAACCUUGCUUCAUGUAUCGACUGAAAUUAGUCAAUAGGGCUCAUUGAGAUACCUUAUAUGGGUAAUUGUAGGCGUUGUUUGGGCGGAGACCGUAAACUCGUUCACGUACGCUGAAGUAUAGCACGGGUCUGCUUUAUCAACAGAAGCAUGCGUAUGUGUUGCGUACGCCAGUUUAAAAAUCCCAAUGAUUUUGUGCGCAAGGAAAUCAUAGGAUUUCCACAUACGGCAGACUUUUGUUGGAAACGCACGCAAGAUGAUACAUGAGGCCCCUGGAUUAGUAUAGAAUAUACCUGGAGUAGUAUGGCAGCUUUAACCUGAAAGUUACCGUCAUUGGAGAUACCGUUGCUCUUCUAGUCUAGGGAAGACUCUCAAAAGGAUUUUCCUUGAUUCCGUGUCUUGUUUUCUCGCAGUCUUCCAGCAUGUCUGUAAUGAGCAAGGAGGGCACUGGAGGUGACAUGACAUUUGAAAGACACAAGGAAAAUAAAGAGAUAUGAGAUAUACCCCAGGUACAUCUACAGUUAGUCUAGCAGUGGUUUAGGUAGAUCCUUUUCACUGUUUUUACAGACAUUUCUGCUGUAUUACCUUGUGUUAUGUUUCUAAUGAGACCAUGUCCGGUUUUCCCAGUUUGUAGGGUGAGGAGCCGCACAGCGUCUAACCCUGUUAUAGAGAGUAUAUAGUACACCCAUUUUCUAACUUGUGCCUUUUGACAACUGCGUUUGUGUCAGUCAGAUCAGCUACACAAAUAAGAAAAUAAAACAUCCAAAACAU